Molecule: messenger RNA, 2273 nt
Organism: Sclerotinia trifoliorum
Lineage: Eukaryota; Fungi; Ascomycota; Leotiomycetes; Helotiales; Sclerotiniaceae
Source: the annotation of a GenBank genome assembly
CGUCAUGCUUUGAUAGAACCGUUAUCGCUGCAAGUGGGGUUUAAUGUUUGCCUGCGGGGGUUCAUAGAUUCACACGGAUUGCCAGACGAGGGAAAGAUAUCCACGCUAAAGAUAUAGCAGAUAUAUCAAUUUAAGGCAUCCUCAUUUGCAUAUUAAAAAGUCCUCGAGUUUCAGCCGUCUGCGCACUUGUUGUUUUCUCCCGGCCCCCGAGUCUACCAAAGUAGUUUCCUUCAUGGCACUGUCACGUGUCAAGGAAUACAUCUCCCAUCCCUACGAGCAUCCAGGAGAGAGGAAGUUAGUACAGAAAUUAGGUGAGUACUAACCUGGCCAUGGUCGAUGGAAUAUAUAAUCGAUAUUGGACUAGAUAAAAUCACUAAUAACUAUAGACUUCUUCAUUUUGACGUUUUGUUGUCUAUCAUACUUCACGAAUUAUUUGGAUCGAUCCAAUUUGGCAAAUGCGUAUGUCAGUGGGAUGAAGGAGGAAUUGGAAUUCGUGGGCAAUCAAUACAAUCUUAUUAAUACCAUUUUUACUGUUGGGUAUGUGUUCAGUUUCUGUUGUACUUCCUCAUAGACCAUGUCCCAAGUGAUUCUGGUUGCCACCCUAGAUAUCAGCUGACGUAGACCUCGUUGAGAUUUCACUAUACCACCUGAAUUACGCCUAUUGUAUGAUUCUAUCAUACUAACAGCAUGCUAGAUACAUCAUCGGACAAAUCCCUAGUAAUUUGGCACUUUACUACAUCAAACCUCGCAUCUUCUUCCCUUCAAUGAUGGUUCUGUGGGGCUGCCUCACUAUGAUCACUGCAGCUGCUCACCAUCCUCGAGAUAUAAUGGCCAUUCGUUUCUUUCAAGGUCUUGCUGAGAGCACCACAUUUGUUGGUACACAUUAUAUCCUUGGAUCAUGGUACACUCCUCGCGAACUUGGAAAGCGCAGUAGCAUAUUCACUUCUUCCGGCCUUGCUGGUACUAUGUUUGGAGGCUUCAUUCAAACUGGUAUUCACUCAUCCUUGAAUGGUGCAAAGGGAAUGAGUGGCUGGCGCUGGCUUUUCAUCAUUGACGGACUUAUCACUCUUCCCAUUGCCCUCUAUGGCUUUUUCUUAUUCCCAGAUACACCUACCACCACCUCGGCGUUUUAUUUCACACCCAUCGAGCGUGAUCUUGCCAUAGCACGUGUUCCGGAAGUACCUGAACAUAGUCUCUUCAAGUUCUCGUUCUUGAAGACAGUCCUGACAUCAUGGUACUGGUAUGGUUUCGUAAUUCUAUGGGUCAUUGCCGGAGAAACCGAAUCAUUCUCCUCAAAUUCUUUACUUUCAUUAUACAUGAAAUCCACCAACAAAUAUACCGUUUCUCAACUCAACAAUUAUCCUACCGGCGUUCCUGCUGUCGGUAUUCUAUCUACUAUUUUCUGGGCGACCCUCACCGAUUUUCUCAACGGCAAACGUUACCUCGUAGCAUAUUUCAUUGCCAUAACCGGAAUGGCAACAUCCGCUAUGAUUCUCGCGACAUCGAAUGUUCCAACAAUAUUUGCAGCAUAUUACUGGGCCGGCGCUGUCUAUGCUUGUCAAGCCACUUUCUUUGCAUGGGCAAAUGAAGCUAUGAGAUUUGAAACUGAUGCAUUGAGGGCAAUAGUAAUAGCGAGUAUGAAUUGUGGUAGUAAUGCCGUGAAUGCUUGGUGGAGUUUAUUAUUUUACGGUGCGGACGAGGCACCUAGGUUUACGAAGGGUAUGUGGGCUAUGAUUGGAACGUGUAUCGCUAUGGCCAUUUGGACAACAAUUUUAUUGUUAGGCCUUAAACGAGUAGAAAGGAAAAGAGGGGCUGGUGCUGUGGUAGGAAGAAACCAAUUUGGAAGUGGUGAUCUGGAGGUGAUUGCGAGUGCUAGAGAGCAUCGUGAUAGUAAGGCGUAGCGAUAUUAAAUUUUCACUUCCUGCCGCCUCGUCAAUAUCCAAUGUCGAUCUAUAGUAGUUUAAUCGGAAUAAUUUACUAUACUCAGGAGUCAUCAUAGAAAUCCGGACUUAGAGGUAGAUUAUCUUUCAGAGAUACAAAGCGCUUCGAUAUUAGAUUAGGAAAUACUAAGAUUAUCUUUUUUCUCUUAAACUCGUUGACAUGUAUUAUAAGACGGGUAUAUAUAUACUAUGUAUACUUUUUAAAUAUUUUAAAUCCUUAAAUGACUUUUUUAUUAUAUAAUUUAUUUUAAAAAUAGUCAAUACUCAAUAAUUAUUGAUUUAAAACUCAGUUUAAUUUUAUUUGGAUUAAUUUAUUAAAUCUAAUAUUUUUAU